UACCUUACAAGAACAAGUAGAUUCUCAGUUGUUUCGUGACCUUUCACUAGCUAUCUUGAUUUAAAUGUUGUAGAGAGAACGGUUUGCGGCGCAGGAGAAUCGCAGUGUUUGUGAAGAGCACACCACAGCCCCCUUGGAUGCGUGUUUUUUUACCAUGUUGAUUAAAAUCAUCGUGAUUUGUUCGGCUUUGGCAGCUUUUGCCGAACCACAACACAAGGUCCACAAUAUUAUUUUGUACCCUGAGAAAUACUCCUGGUGCCAAACCACCCCCAUCCAACAGGUGGUGGCAUCCCCAGGAUACGAAUCCGUCACAAUUCACAAUAAUGUGUGCGUGGGGGCAUGCUAUAGCUAUAGCAUUCCUAGCACACAACCAGCCGAACCCGGGGAACUACUAGGGCCCUAUUGCGACAGCUGCCAACCUGUUGAAACCAAAUGCUAUCACGUCACUUUGCAUGCUGAUGGUAGAAACACCGAGGGCCCCAAGACGUUCCAAAAACGCGUCCAAAUUAUCCUCAAGUGUUCAUGCAUGUCGUGUGAGAAAUACCACCGUGAGGAUUGCGAAAUCACCGAUCAGACCACUCUUGAAUUGCCUCAAGACCUCUUCACUAACAAGAGUCAGGAACCCAAACCCGAGGAACCUCCCGAAUUGCUCGACCUUGUUUCAAAUAGAAAAAAACGUCCGGUAAAUCCCAAUUUCAAUAUUGCCAACACAACUAACGAACAGCGCUACCAACUUAACACGAAACUGAUAAAUUUGUUGAAAAGUAUUCAAAACGAAGGAGAGGACAGUAAUAUAAGCUACGAUAAGGAGCAGUUAAGGGACUUGUUGAAGUUGAUUGAAGGGUCUGAGGAGGAAUUGAGUGAUAAAAACUUGAUGGAGUUUGUGAAUUUUGUCAAUGUGCAUAAUUCUGAGGACUUGGAGUUGGAUUUGAGUCGACUUAAGGACGUUUUGACUAGUUUUCAGAAAACCCAGAACAUUUUAGACAAACAUAGGGACUUUGGUUUUGGCCAAAAUCAGAAAAAUAAUGUCAAAAUCGAGCAGGAUUUGAAGAAAUAUAAUCUCCCUAAAACUUUCGGCUUGGAGGAGAGUCAUAGACACCACCAUCUCGGGGACGAGGUCCAUGUGGGGCUGGACGUGGGGCAUCUCGUCAAGGGCCCCCACGGCAGCAUGGUCCUCUCCCCCAACCUCAAAGUCGAGGAGAAGCUAAACAUCGAUUCGGAUGUGUUGAAACCCAACCACGACGGCGUUGUUAUCACCUACGAGAAUCACAGGAAGGGCAACGAUAUUCUCACAAAUUAAUUCCCCAAAUUGGACAUUUCGAGAUUCUAGUCGUGUGAAAUUCAGCUUUGCCGUCGCUCUAGUAUUAGAAAAUCUUAAAUACGUAACUUUACUGUCUCUUCAAACAUACAGCUUUAAGUAGUACAAAAAGGAUUUUUGAAAAAAAUCAGUGUACAGUACAAUUAGCGUUUACUAAUCCGGACUAACAAAAUUAUUCGAUUCAAAACUGUGGUAUUUUAGCUCUUUUGUCUAAGUUAUCGAAAUUGCAAGGGCUGUGUGCUUUUUUUAGUCAAAAUAUUUUUACUUUCUUUACUUUGUUAUCAUAGUUUUAUAUAUUUUUAUGUACUAAUCUGUUUUAACGAAAUAUAAUAUAUUCCAUUUCCA
Molecule: messenger RNA, 1663 nt
Organism: Tribolium madens (black flour beetle)
Lineage: Eukaryota; Metazoa; Arthropoda; Insecta; Coleoptera; Tenebrionidae
Exons: 4
Coding region: 155-1300 (381 amino acids)
Biological process (GO): animal organ morphogenesis
Molecular function (GO): BMP binding; receptor ligand activity
Source: RefSeq, a predicted model, not a curated record